Messenger RNA from Lycium barbarum (goji berry), 867 nucleotides. Its product is annotated as telomere repeat-binding factor 2-like. The coding region runs from base 107 to 448 and encodes 113 amino acids. The record is from RefSeq and is a predicted model, not a curated record. The transcript has 2 exons. Lineage: Eukaryota; Viridiplantae; Streptophyta; Magnoliopsida; Solanales; Solanaceae.
AAUAACACAUAUGCGAUCUGUUAUAUUUACUUUUUUUUUUAGGGUUAAUUAUAUAUAACACUGCAAAGGCCGCACGUAUAUUUCUAACAAAAGAAGAAAAACAAACAUGGCAGAGAUUCCAAGGCAUGUAUGGGAGGGGCUUACUGCAAAAGAACUCGCACAAUUAGCUGCACAAGCAGUUGUAGAGGCAGAAAGGGCAGCUACACUUGCCGAGGAAGCUGAAGCAUAUGUAGAAGCGGCAAUAUACUUUGCUGAAGUAGCAUUGAAAACAUUGAAUACUCGACGACUCCGUUUGCGGCUACAUUUACAGGAUCUGAAACUGCCAGUUUUAGGGGCGGCCCUCCAGUACUGCACGCAACAUUUAUCCAGAUUUACCCUGUUUAUCUGUCAACAUACAGGCUCCAACCAUCACACGUUUGGCUACUACUUCGUGGGAAUUUGUCAAUGAGCCUAUUGGCAAGGAGCGAUAGGAAGAAAAGAUUGAAGUGUGCAUGCGAGACAUAAACAUAUAAUGCACAAAUAUUGUGUUCUCCUUCAUAAGAGAGUUAAUGUAAAAUGAUUGAUUUCUCUUCCUCUUAAACGUUGUUCGUUCAGCAUGUGAUACGAUGAGUAUGUUCAGCCCACAAGGGAAAAAAUCGAACAGCAUCCUUAUAGCCUCCAACAAAUUAAGCAAAAAAUAGAAUAAGAGUCUGCUCAACCAAGCGCUAAAAUGAAGAUCUAAACUCAAAUUUAUAUCCUAAGAUUUGACCAGGGAGCCAAGGAUCCUGAACUUCCAGAAACCUCGUAAAUGGACGUGUUAUCUCAUCCCCUCGCCUGCCACAACUAAAUGAACAACCAUGCAGGUAAUCUCCAUUGUUUUCCGAGUAC